This is a messenger RNA of Magnolia sinica, 1771 nucleotides long. RefSeq lists its product as uncharacterized. The record is from RefSeq and is a predicted model, not a curated record. The coding region runs from base 382 to 1761 and encodes 459 amino acids. The transcript is spliced from 12 exons. Lineage: Eukaryota; Viridiplantae; Streptophyta; Magnoliopsida; Magnoliales; Magnoliaceae.
AGAUCUCGCGCCCAAAUCUGAGUAUAAAUACCUUCCGUUUCCAGGCAAGUGUAGGAUUCAAACUCUUUUUUUCUCAUAGAUUUUCAAAAUCCUUCUUUCGAAGAUCGAGAAACUCGAUUUCUAGGGUUAGGGUUUCUGCAUUUUCAUCCAAGAAUCCGAUACAGAAUGCGAUUUCUAGGGUUUCAAGAGUUUCGGAUGCGAAGAAUCUGAAAGAGAGAAGAAGUUCCGAUCUACCAUUUGAUAGAAGCAGUCCCUGCUCUUCUGGUGAAAACGGGAAGGAGAUAAUACGGAGUCUUAUAUGCAAGAGAGUUGUUGGAUUGUAAAGAUUUGUGGCUUUUCUUCUGUCUAUUUGUUCUGAAAUUUAAGUCCUGAGCUCAACAGAUGGAAGAGGAAAAAAGGAGGAAGAAAAACAAGAAAAAAAGAGGCAAACAAUCUAAAGUGACAGAUGUAGCAUUUGCCAAUGGAGAAACAGCUCCUGCGCAGAAUCAUCAUGCGCAAAACUCAGAUAAUGCUUGCAUUCAAAAUGCUGGUGUGUCAGAAUCGGAUGUAGAGGUGAACAGCCAUAAAACCGAUGACUCAAGAAGUGUUGUGCUGGAGGAAGAAAUCAGACAAUUAGAAGCUGAAAAACAUUCUUGGAUACGAAGAGAGAAAUGCCUGGAAGAAGACAUAAACCAAGUCAUGUUGGACAAGCAUUCUUGGAUCUUGAAAGAGGCGAGCUUAGAGGAGAAAAUUAGACUUCUACAAGUUGAAAAGGAUUCUUGCAUGCAGAAAGAGGUCAACUUAGAGGAGAAAAUCCGACAGUUACAGGAUGAGAGAGAUUCUUGGCUCCAAAUGGAGGCCAGGUUGGAGGAGAAAAUCAAACAGUUACAGAGCGAAAAACGUUCUUGGAUCCUUAAGGAGGCCAGCUUAGAGGAAAAAAUCAAACACUUAGAGAGUGGCAAUGACUCAUGGGUCCUAAAGGAGAAUUCAAACAAGGAGAUGAUUGCUAGAUUGAACAAAGUAAAUAUUGGACUGCAAGCACAGGUGAAGGAGUUGGAAGAAUCUAGAAACAGUCUCUUACAAGAAAACCAACAGUUGGUGGAAAGUGCGUCUUUUCUGGAAGCACGAAUUCAAUAUCUUGAAAGGGACGUCUCCUUUCCUGCCUCAACAGCAGAGACAACGAAGCAAGACCCUAAAGAUGAAGAUGCGAGCAGUUUAGUAGAAGCUGCCUCUGCGAUGGUUGAGAAGCUGGUUGCUGAAAAUGCUGAGCUCGUUGAAAAAGUGAAUGAACUAUACAUUGAACUUGAUCGGCGUGGCGGAACUGUUGAUCGUUCUUCAACAACGGCUGGAUUCAAUCCGGCCCAGCUGACCUCUGAAACCACAUUUGCCCCAGAUUCCUUGCUGCAGUACAGCGAGAAGAUGCCAGCAUCAAUUGGGAGGGUAGAAUCUCCUGCGAGUGUCCAAACCGUAGAUGGUUCAAUUGUAGUAGACAAUGCCGAAUUGGAAUCGACCGCCGGCACUAGCACCUGGAAAGAAGGAUUGCUGGAACCGCCCGAGAUCAGCGAGAUUUCUGAGAUUGUGCAGAUCCCAUUGGAGGAAAAUGAGAUCCAUGAGGUCGAGGUGGAGUCGCCACGUGCAGCAGAGGUUGGGGACGAUGCUGCUGUCCCACUUACCGACGCACCAUUGAUUGGAGCCCCCUUCCGGUUGAUCUCCUUCAUGGCUAGGUACGUCAGUGGGGCAGAUUUGGUCAACAACAAGAACAGUUCAGGUUCUGAGCAGUAAUUAUUAAAAA